AUGACAAACCCAUUUGAUCCUGCAACCCAGGCAACUGGAGACAACAAUGUCGCACCAGUUGUCCAAGCACGACUGACCGAAAUCAAGAUACGUCUCCCAGAUGACUUCAAUGGAGACAGGAAGAAGACCCGAACAUUCUACCUUGCCACUCAACUAUACAUGAUGGCAAACAAGCACAUCUACGACACCGACGAGAAGAAGAUCACAUUCUUCAUCUCCUUCUUGAAAGAAGGAACUGCUGGCCCAUGGGCUGAGGCAGAGAUGACAAAGGCAUUCACCAAUGACCAAGGAUUUGGCACAUGGGAAGCCUUCACGACAUGA
Messenger RNA from Gloeophyllum trabeum ATCC 11539, 321 nucleotides. RefSeq lists its product as uncharacterized. Bases 1 to 321 code for a protein of 106 amino acids. The record is from RefSeq and is a predicted model, not a curated record. NCBI's taxonomy places the organism in Eukaryota, Fungi, Basidiomycota, Agaricomycetes, Gloeophyllales, Gloeophyllaceae. The transcript has a single exon.